Messenger RNA from Saccostrea cuccullata (small rock oyster), 2419 nucleotides. RefSeq lists its product as uncharacterized. NCBI's taxonomy places the organism in Eukaryota, Metazoa, Mollusca, Bivalvia, Ostreida, Ostreidae. Gene Ontology annotation, molecular function: metal ion binding; hydrolase activity, acting on ester bonds. Bases 78 to 1073 code for a protein of 331 amino acids. The record is from RefSeq and is a predicted model, not a curated record. The transcript is spliced from 3 exons.
UUAUAAAUAGCUAUUAAGUGUAACCCGUUUUCCGGAAUUAUACGGUUUUAUCAUUAUGAUUCUACGAUUAAUAAUACAUGAGUAUUCAUGAGCAUGCGCCAGGUCUUUUCAUCUUCCAUCUUGUUUUUGAGCAGACGGAAAAAUCAUUGCUGAGAAUACAAAUCCAGUAUCAUCGACAUUGUAUUGUAUUAAUCAAAGGAAUUUAUAAAAUGAGCACUGGAUUGUUAAGAGCGAGGACAUCGCGGAGAUCCAAGACAAAAUCGCCUUAUGUCAGACCCCCUGCAAGUACAACGGGGCCUUCGGCGCAACCAGCACGAGAGCCUGCACUUAUCCAGCAUGCCGGAAGUGGUAGCCAAGAUUUAUCGGCUAACUCCAGUGGCCUACAAGUCUCAUCCGAGGUCAAUUCCAUGGAUAGCACACUGCCUCAGCUGCAACAGACAUCUACGGCUCCAGCAACCACAAAUGUUGCUUAUCAGCCAGAUUCAAUCUGGAUUGUGGGUUCAUCCCUUAUUAAAAGAGCAGAACAAUUUGCAUUGAAUUCUCCAGAAUUUGGCACAGACCUUUCUUUGACAGGGGUAAAAGUUUUGUGGAAGGGAUUACCAGGGUUGAGUUUUUCCAAAUUCAACGAGGUUAUUUCGGACCUAUACUCUACAAAGCCACAUCCAAGGUUUCUUGUUAUUCAUGUAGGUGGUAAUGACAUUGCCAAACAUAAUAAUCCUUUAAGAAGACAACAAAAAUUUAUGAAAACUGUUAUCAACAAGUUGCGUUUGGUUAUGCCUUUGACUUGCAUUGUUUGGUCACAUAUUUUGCCCAGGGUAUAUUGGCGUCAUUCAUUUUCAAAUGUUGCUGCAGAGAAAUCAAGAUCUAGGAUUAAUAGUUCUAUUGCUAGCUUUGUUUUAAGGUCAAAUGGUGCUUCAAUUAAGUAUCCUGAUAUCAGAAUUGAUCAAAGAAAACUCUUUCUUAAUGAUGGAGUUCACUUAUCUCCCUUAGGUAAUCAAAUUUUCUUGUCAACAAUGCAGGCUGCUCUUAGGCAAUUCAGCUCUGGUAAUAACUUUGUUUAUCCAUCAAAGUGACUGUGCAUGAAUUUUGGGAAUAGGAAUUGUUGUGGCUUUAUGAUGUGAUGUGAUUUGUGAAUGAUGAAUGUUAACUGUGGUCAAAAUUCGGCCGCUAUGAUGGCGGUUGGAUUUCAUUAUGAUUGAAAUCCAAUUGGCGCAAUUUUGACAAGUAACCAUUUGCUGAGGGAUACUGUUUUCUCCAGGUCCCCCAGCUAUGAUAUGGUUUGUUUGAUAUUUGUGAAUGCUAUGCUGCCAAAAGCUUACCAGUUGUAAGAUCGGCGCAUAGGUUAUGAACAUGCCAGUUGCAUGUUAAAUGUGAAUGUUGAUUUGUAUGAACAUGCCAGUUGCAUGUUAAAUGUGAAUGUUGAUUUUUAAUAUAAAGCCAUGACAGUUCCGCCAAAACAAUUUGUGUUAUUCUUCCAGUUUCUAUCAGGUACAUUUAUGGGGUGUUUGCAUAAGGAAAUUUUGAAGUUUUGAUUAUCAACCUUUAUUAAACAGUUAUUGUUAGUAUUAGGAAUUUCGAAAUAAUCAGAUUUAUCCCUAAAAGAUAAAUAAAGUUAUUGAGAAUGACGUAUAUAUUGCUUUCUAUUGUGAAAUUAUAAAUAGCUAUUAAGUGUAACCCGUUUUCCGGAAUUAUACGGUUCUAUCAUUAUGAUUCUACGAUUAAUAAUACAUGAGUAUUCAUGAGCAUGCGCCAGGUCUUUUCAUCUUCCAUCUUGUUUUUGAGCAGACGGAAAAAUCCCCUCCCUUCCCUCCCUUAAAUUUUAUGGUUGGUUUGAAUAUUUUAAAUGUAGUUCAUGAAUUAUUUUGGUUCCCGUUUUCUGCGGUGUGUUUUCUUUCAAUUUCAGAAAUCGUAAUGGCUUUUAUGCUGAUGAAGAUUGCUAAGGACUUUGCUGUGUGAAUGUGACAAUUUCAGAAAUCGUCAUGGCUUACAUACUGAUGAAGAAUGCUAUGGACUUUGCUGUUUAAACGUGAUAAUACUGACAGUUAGUGUUUACGCAAUUUUGACAAGUAACCAUUUGCUGAGGGAUACUGUUUUCUCCAGGUCCCCCAGCUAUGAUAUGGUUUGUUUGAUAUUUGUGAAUGCUAUGCUGCCAAAAGCUUACCAGUUGUAAGAUCGGCGCAUAGGUUAUGAACAUGCCAGUUGCAUGUUAAAUGUGAAUGUUGAUUUGUAUGAACAUGCCAGUUGCAUGUUAAAUGUGAAUGUUGAUUUUUAAUAUAAAGCCAUGACAGUUCCGCCAAUACAAUUUGUGUUAUUCUUCCAGUUUCUAUCAGGUACAUUUAUGGGGUGUUUGCAUAAGGAAAUUUUGAAGUUUUGAUUAUCAACCUUUAUUAAACAGUUAUUGUUAGUAUUAGGAAUUUCG